AUGUCGUUUAUUAUAGAUUUGAAGAGAGUGUGUUUAAUAUGCCUACAAACGGGAAAAUUAAUGCGCGAUAUAUUUGGGCAAGAUGAAGAAAAUCCUGAAUUGCAAAUAUCAUUUAAAAUUGGAGUUUGUUCAAAUAUGAAACUGGAUUCGAAAAACAAACGGUUGCCUGAUAAAAUUUGUGAGUCUUGCCUGGACGAACUUCAGAUUGCUUGGCACUUCCAUCAAAAGUGUGAAACAGCUUUAGCGAUAUUCCGCCUGAUAUUGCGAGAUGCAGAUGAUACAGACAUCUUAGCAGCAGAGAAAAUUAAAGUGCCAGAAGGACUGACAAUAAAAUGUGUGGAAACGGAGACCAAAAAUUUCUGUACGACUACUAGCUCUCGCGAAGCCGAAAUAUAUGAAGAUGAGCCAAUUAAGAGUGACGAGCUAGAACGGGAAAAUAAGUUUGAUUUCCAUGCGGAAACUAAAAAAUUGGAAAGCGAAGAUGACGAUCACAUUAGCUCAGCAGUCACCAGCCCUUAUCAGGCCGAAGAGUACGUGGAAUAUUAUAACUCCGAAGACGUUAUAAAUGAGGAAGCUGGGGCUGAGAUCAUUGUGGAAAUCCAGGAGGAAAACUUUAAAACCAAUACACUACAUUCAUUCAAAGAAGAAGGUCCAUCUGCAAGAAGCUGUAGUAGCAAAUUUAAUAAAUAUUUGGAAGAUAAUAAUGAUGCACUGGUUACUGAUAAUCCUGAAAUUGACAAACAAUCAACAUCCGCACGCCAUACUAGAGAACGUCCCCGAAAAUAUUACUUUAAUACUGACGAGAGCAAUUUAAAUCCGUCACAUUCAGGCCCUGAUGAUAGCCGAAAUCAAAAUGAAGACAAUAUUAAAACGCCGGCGAUGACAAUACGUCAAGUGCGUACGCAUGAAAGUAAAGUGUCCCCAUCGAAUUCCCCGCCGUCAGAAAUAUGUGAAAUUUGCGGUAAUAAAUAUCGUUACCAGCACGCUUUAAAGACUCACAUGAAACGACACAAUAAUGAUAAGCAGUUUUCCUGCGAAAUGUGCGAUAAAGCUUUUAUAUCUCAUGUUGAAUUACGCCGCCACAUUCGUGUACAUACCGGCCAUAAGCCGUAUGCUUGUCAAUAUUGCGACCGCCGUUUCUCGGAUUUCGGAUCUCGAAUUAAGCAUGAACGGACACAUACUGGUGAACGACCAUACAGCUGUAGCACAUGCGGUAAAAGUUUUGCUUAUGCUCAUGUUUUAUCGGUACACUAUCGUACUCACACUGGCGAAAAGAAAUUUCGUUGCGAUCAAUGUGAUAAGGGUUUUACGAAGAAGUCAUAUCUCCUAAGACACAUGCACCAUCAUGCCCGAGCCAAUGAAGAGGCCAUUUUAACAACCGAAUUCAUCGAAGGAAGUGAAGAAAUGAAUGAAGAUGAAGACGGUACGGAAAUUCACGUAUUGAUGGGCGACCAUAAUGAUGGCGAUGAAUUCGUCGUAAAUGUUAGAUAA
Messenger RNA from Glossina fuscipes, 1491 nucleotides. Its product is annotated as zinc finger protein 28-like. Gene Ontology annotation, cellular component: nucleus. The transcript has a single exon. The record is from RefSeq and is a predicted model, not a curated record. Gene Ontology annotation, biological process: regulation of transcription by RNA polymerase II; central nervous system development. Lineage: Eukaryota; Metazoa; Arthropoda; Insecta; Diptera; Glossinidae. The coding region runs from base 1 to 1491 and encodes 496 amino acids. Gene Ontology annotation, molecular function: RNA polymerase II cis-regulatory region sequence-specific DNA binding; zinc ion binding; DNA-binding transcription factor activity, RNA polymerase II-specific.